Messenger RNA from Suillus plorans, 243 nucleotides. RefSeq lists its product as uncharacterized. The record is from RefSeq and is a predicted model, not a curated record. NCBI's taxonomy places the organism in Eukaryota, Fungi, Basidiomycota, Agaricomycetes, Boletales, Suillaceae. The transcript has a single exon. The annotation marks the transcript as partial.
UACCGCUUCCUAACCAUAGUGAUACCCUUAGAUACACAUUCAUUUGUGCCUUCCGAGCGCAUAUUUUCAUCCAGCAAAGAGACCUGCACUCUACGGCGCAGCAACUUAUCUCCGGCGACACUUGAAGCAUUACAAGUCCUAAAGUUCAUUUACAAGCAAGACCGCCUCAAUUUUAUGGAGGACCCAGUGGUGGCUGACGAGCGGGACUACACGAUAUCUGGACCUGUGACUCAGAGCAGUUGA